Messenger RNA from Dendrobium catenatum, 1546 nucleotides. Its product is annotated as cationic peroxidase 1-like. Gene Ontology annotation, molecular function: heme binding; peroxidase activity. The transcript has 4 exons. Gene Ontology annotation, biological process: hydrogen peroxide catabolic process; response to oxidative stress. NCBI's taxonomy places the organism in Eukaryota, Viridiplantae, Streptophyta, Magnoliopsida, Asparagales, Orchidaceae. Bases 17 to 976 code for a protein of 319 amino acids. The record is from RefSeq and is a predicted model, not a curated record.
UCUUGCGUUAGUAGAUAUGGCUUCAAACUCUCUCAGUUCUUCUUCUUUGGCCUUGUCCAUGUUUCUCUUAGUUUUAGCAAUAGCCUCAGCUCAGCUAUCGUCAACAUUCUACGACACUUCGUGCCCUAAUGCUCUCUCCACCAUCAAAGCAGCUGUAGAUGCUGCGGUGGCUAAUGAGCAAAGAAUGGGGGCUUCGUUGCUUCGGCUUCAUUUCCAUGAUUGCUUUGUCCAAGGUUGUGAUGGGUCAAUUUUGCUGGAUGAUACUUCAACUUUCACUGGUGAGAAGACUGCAGGGCCAAAUGCUAACUCAGUGAGGGGUUUUGAUGUGGUUGACACAAUAAAAAGCCAGGUUGAAGCUAUCUGCAAUCAAACGGUUUCCUGUGCUGACAUUCUAGCCGUUGCUGCUCGGGACUCUGUAGUUGCUCUUGGUGGCCCUUCAUGGGACGUUCAACUUGGGAGAAGAGAUUCUACAACUGCAAGCUUGAGCGAAGCCAACAGCGACAUUCCGAGCCCCGCAUCAGACCUCAACACUCUUAUUUCAGCGUACGCUAAGAAAGGGCUCUCCACUACCGACAUGGUUGCCCUCUCAGGAGCUCACACAAUUGGUCAAGCAAGAUGCACCACAUUUCGAACUCGGAUCUAUAAUGAGAGUAAUAUUGACUCUUCAUUCGCCAACUCAUUGAAAUUCAGUUGUCCGAGCGUCGGAGGAGACGACAAUCUUUCGCCCCUUGAUCUUCAGACUCCAACAGUAUUUGACAAUGAGUACUACAAAAAUCUAAUAAACAAUGAGGGCCUUUUACACUCUGACCAGCAGCUCUUCAAUAAUGGAUCCACUGAUGCUCUUGUGAGUUCUUACGCUACAAAUCCUAAUUAUUUUUGGACAGACUUUGCUAACGCAAUCUUGAACAUGGGGACAAUCACCCCACUUACGGGUAUCCAGGGAGAGAUCAGGCUCAACUGCAGGACAAUAAACUAAGAUAGAAAAUAAACUUAAGCAGGGUUGCACCUUUUGCCAACAAUGUUUGCUUAUUCAUCUUCUAGUGUUUAAUUAAGUUGUCUUUGUAAUCAUAUUACUGUACGAUGCUUGGUUUGAAAUUUAUUUGAAAAUUUUAUGGAGUUGGUUAUUUAUUUAGUUUAUUAGAAUUAGUAUAACUAUAUAACUAUACAUGCACCAUCAUUAUUCAAUAUUUAAAUUUGGUUGAGAAAUGUCUCACCAUUUGUAGCUUGAUGAAUACUUAUCAUAUUAUAAUAAGAGUUUCCAAAAUAAUAAUUGGGGAGGCAAUAUAAAUAAACCCAAAAGUAUAAGAUAAAACAUAUCAAAACAUAUUUGAAAAUAUGUGUCUCAAUUUGAACUAAGAUCGAUUAUGUUCAUAAGAGAUGUGUGAUGCUUUGAAAAUAUAGCCAUAACAUAAAUUAUAUAUUGCUGUGGUGUACAAAAUAAGAGAAUUGAACCUAUAUCUUAAGUAUACUCUUGUAUAGAGAAGUUGAAACUAAAAAAUAAUCACAAUACAAGAUUACGUCACACAAAGAUACCUUUCUUCUCGCA